Messenger RNA from Nylanderia fulva, 2990 nucleotides. RefSeq names its product NAD kinase. Gene Ontology annotation, molecular function: NAD+ kinase activity. The record is from RefSeq and is a predicted model, not a curated record. Lineage: Eukaryota; Metazoa; Arthropoda; Insecta; Hymenoptera; Formicidae. Gene Ontology annotation, biological process: NADP+ biosynthetic process; NAD+ metabolic process.
UUCUCAGUGAACCUUGAGCGGUCGUCGAUCGCGGUUGUUGUCUGUGCAACUUCGAAACCUCAUUUCAUCGUUAUCUAUUAAUAAAUACAUUGGAUAUUUUUCUCUUCAACAAGAAAAAACCUAUCGAAAAGAGGAAUCUUAAGAUUUGUGAAACCAUAUUUCGAAACCCGGAGUAAAUAACGACAUUUGAAAUUGUAAUCUUCGCGAACAGAAUUUUUGUUUUUGAAAAUGCAGUGCUGCCAAUAGUCUUCUUACUAGAAGAAUAAUGUAUAAAAGAUUUUUACAAAUGAUGUACAUAUAUACGCGUGUGCUCCGAAACAUCGACGAAGAUUAUCUGUAUAAAUAUGUGUUGUUACACACAUAAAUUAAAUACAGAUGUGCAGAAAAACUAAUAAAUAAUAUUACAAACUAAAAAUAAUUUAAUAUUAAGUUGCCAAGUUGCAAGAAUUACUAGUAUAUAUCCAAUAAACAGAUAAGAUAAAAAUUAAAAGCGCGCGCGCCGAUUACAAACAGUGGUAUUCAUUAUCGGUCGCCUCGUUCAUCGUCAAGUGAAAUCCCGCGCUUGUGCAAGUAGGUCGCAAACACAUGUUAAUACGAAACAAGUACACAUACAACGAAGCGUGAGACAUUCUUUCGAAAGUCGUUUAACACGUAAUUUUUUUAUGGAGAAAGAACAAAAAUACAAGACGAUCAAUUAUAUUUUGUUACCUGUAUUAAAUCUAAAACGAACGUCAUACUAAAAUCUCAUAUACUGUGAUGCGCAUAAAGUUUGCGUAGAAUUGCAAGUUGUUAUGUCCUUGAAUAUAUCAUUUACAUCUUGUGCAUGGAAUGAAGUAAACGCGACACCGCCGCGAACGUUACCAAGAAUUAUGCUACGCUUAGACGGGCAGGUUUACCACUCUCGUUACCGCACUUACAAACCGCGAGUUCAACCAUCACGAAAGGAAGUCCUCGGAUGUCAAGAGCAAUUGCUAUUGCAAAAGAAAGAAAGCGCAUAGUUCGCCGUGUGUUUGAAAGUAGCGCGUGGAAACCGCAAUAUAUAGAGUCACACAGAGACUAACUGAUCGUUAUUAAAAUCAACCGUGCUCGAAAAUAUAAUUGCGACAUCCGACGUUUCGAAUUGUUCGAAAGGAUUGUUGAAAAUGCUAACUUAUGCAAAAGCGUUGUGAUUUUGAGCGAGCGAUUAUUCAAUGAAAAUAUAACUGAAAGUUGUUUCGGAUAAGCAAGCUAGAAGAGAGUCGGACACUGCGUGGAAAAAUUGAAGGAAAUGUUUUUUGGAUUAUGGAAAUAAUGAAGCCACGUAGACGAAGCGUGAGCGAGUUGCUCGAUUGGAGAUGUCUAACUGGAUGCAAAGACAUCAUCGUCAAGAACGAGAAUAAUACUGAAGAAGGGCUCUUCCUGACAGGUUGUAAUAAGGAACCGGAAACACGCAGGCGGAAACGAUCCGGUACUUGGCCGAGAACUAGGAGCCUAAACGCACCAAGUCCGGUUCAAACAUUCGGGCCAUGUGGACGUAUCAUGAAGAAUUCCGCAAUGGUUAUGACCAUUCAAGAUCCAGCCUCCCAGAGGUUGACAUGGUACAAACCACCACUCACCGUUCUGGUUAUCAAGAAAGUUCGCGAUUCAUCAGUCCUGCCACCGUUUGUUCAAAUGGUCACUUGGCUGAUAGAGGAAAAACGGAUGGUGGUCUUUGUGGAAUCAUCUGUUUUGGAAGAUCCAGCAUUAGCAAGGGAUUCCAGAUUUCAAGACAUACGGGAUAGAUUACAAACUUUUAGAGACGGCACUGAUGAAUUGCAGGAUCGAAUUGAUUUUAUCGUCUGCUUGGGAGGUGACGGCACACUUCUUUACGCCAGUUUGCUCUUCCAGCAAUCGGUGCCACCUAUAAUGGCAUUUCACCUUGGUUCUUUGGGAUUCCUCACCCCUUUCGAGUUUGACAAUUUUCAGGAGCAAGUGAACACCGUUCUCAGAGGUGACGCAGCUUUAACCUUGAGAAGUCGUCUAAGAUGCGUCAUUGUACGCAAGAAUGAGGAGGGUCAGCCGACUGAACCACCUACUAAUCUCCUAGUGCUGAAUGAAGUUGUGGUGGAUAGAGGACCCUCGCCUUACCUAUCAAACAUCGAUUUAUUCAUCGACGGCAAGCACGUGACGAGCGUCCAGGGUGACGGCUUGAUCGUGAGCACGCCGACUGGAUCAACUGCCUACGCGGUCGCCGCUGGAGCCAGCAUGAUUCAUCCUUCAGUUCCUGCUAUCAUGAUUACACCGAUCUGCCCUCACUCUUUGUCCUUCAGGCCGAUCGUCGUACCUGCCGGAGUCGAGCUCAAGAUCUCGGUUUCACCUGACAGCAGGAAUACUUCGUGGGUGUCCUUCGAUGGUAGAAAUAGGCAGGAACUUUUCCACGGUGACAGCUUGAGGGUAACUACUUCUAUAUAUCCAGUGCCUAGUAUUUGCGCGACCGAUCAAAUUACCGAUUGGUUCGAUUCUCUGGCCGAAUGUCUACACUGGAACGUCAGAAAGCGACAGAAACAUUUGGACGAAUUAAGUGAUCUCGCGCAUUCAUCCAGCAACGAUACUUUAGAUUCCUUCGAUCGAGACAGCUAGGUCAAGGAAAACGCUCGUUACAAACUGUAACACAAUCGACAAUAUAUUUGAUCGAGUCCAUAAUGUAUUCAAUUAAAAUAUUCUAAGGGUCGACAAAUUAACGUUGUUUCAAUUGAUUGAAGUUUUAUUUUUAAAGACCAAGUUUUGUCAAAUACAAUGAAAAAAUGGUAAAAUUGACUGAUCAUCGAUAAAGUUGUGCUCUGUAAGAUCAAGUUCUGUUAGAACCCGUUUACGUGCGCAAUAAGCACUGCAGAGUUUUGAAAUGAAAAGAAUGAUAAAUGUUAUGUAUUCCAGAUUGAAUAAGAGAUUGGGUCAUGGUUGUAUAAAAUUCUUAAUUCCUAAUAAUAAAGUGCAUUUGUCUUGGCCGUUGGAGAUUAACGUUAACAGCAAAA